AUGGGCGUGGACGAUGUGGUAGAACUCCGUAAAGGUCUUUUGAUGACUUGCAGUGGGUCAUCGGAUAAGUUAAAGCUUAUAAACGUAAUGCCGACGAAAAAGCUCGGUUCUGUAGGAACGCAUGGGGAUGAUGACGGCAUUGAUCAGCUUCUGGUAUCUCCAGACCGUUCAACAUUGAUAUCCAUGUCGUCUUUUGCAAGUUCUAUCAAAUUCUGGCCUUUAGAGGACUUACUAGCCAAUGUUCCUGUUCUACGAGUGGUUGACAUCAAGAAACGCAAACCUGUCAUCAAAGAAGGGUGUAAAUUUUGUUCAACUGAGCGAAGAGAACAGUACAAAUGUCCACGUUGUAAUGCAACUUAUUGCUCGCUGAGAUGUUAUAAGUGCGAGAAACAUUCGGAGUGUUCGGAAAACUUCUACAAGCAAUGUGUCAAAGAAGAACUGGAGGGACGUCGUUUCCAAGGAGAUGGGAAAGGACAGGAUACGUUUGAGGAGCGUAUGCAGAAGUAUCUGGAUGGCGAGUUGGACGAGAUGCCAGGUACAAACGGGAGUGGAAUCGCGACAGAUGACGCCGACCCUCUCGAUUCUGAUGAUGAAGAACCGGGAGCGAGUGGAUUUCAGCCGAAAACAGAGCAAUAUUUGGAAAAAGUGGUCACAGACACUGUUGAUGAUUAUUUGCUUGACGAAGAUGAAAUUGACCGCAGGUUGCUGAAAAUGGGAAUUGGCGGAGAAGUAGAACAACUGAUGGGUGUUUUGAGUGAAGAAGAACGUGCUGCAUUUGCUCAACUUGCUGAACAAAUCAACAUCGAUACAAGCGGGUUAAACGAAAGUUGCUUCAAAAAGCGCUAA
Cooperia oncophora is the source of this 846-nucleotide messenger RNA. The record is from the annotation of a GenBank genome assembly. Lineage: Eukaryota; Metazoa; Nematoda; Chromadorea; Rhabditida; Trichostrongylidae.